UGAAUGGGCGCGUCUUCCAAUGGACAACGUGGUGGCUGCGUGCUAGCGGUGAACGGUAACUUCACGGAGGCAACAUGAUAAACCAUCACUGGCAGAACUGUCCCCAGCAUCAAGACUUCACCAUGCGUACCAUCCAGACCAUAGAAAACCACAUCCCUGUGUUGAGGGAGAGCAUUGUCAGGACUCCUUUUACAGGGAGAACUGUGUGUCUGUUCAAUAUGAAUACAAACAGUCACACUCCCUGCCAGACUCCCUGUCACAGUCACACUCCCUGCCAGACUCCCUGUCACAGCCACACUCCCGGUCAGACUCCCUGUCACAGCCACACUCCCGGUCAGACUCCCUGUCACAGCCACACUCCCGGUCAGACUCCCUGUCACAGCCACACUCCCGGUCAGACUCCCUGUCACAGCCACACUCCCGGUCAGACUCCCUGUCACAGCCACACUCCCUGCCAGACUCCCUGUCACAGCCACACUCCCGGUCAGACUCCCUGCCAGACUCCCUGUCACAGCCACACUCCCUGCCAGACUCCCUGUCACAGCCACACUCCCGGUCAGAGCCACACUCCCGGUCAGACUCCCUGUCAGACUCCCUGUCACAGCCAGACUCCCUGUCACAGUCCCUAUAAUAGCCACACUCCCAGCCACACUCCCAGACACACUCCCCGUCACAGCCCCUAUAAUCGUCACACUCCCCGCCAGGCUCCCUGUCACAGCCAGGCUCCCUGUCACAGCCAGGCUCCCUGUCACAGCCAGGCUCCCUGUCACAGCCAGACUCCCUGUCGCAGCCCCUAUAACAGACGCACUCUCCGCUAUAGUCCUUAUAACACCCGUUCUCCCCGCCAGACUCUCUGUCACAGCGACCACCUCUCCCUGGAGCCCCACCAGUACCCAACUCGACACUAUCAGCAGCCAUGGUUUUCUCUACCCCUGGCGAGGAGGCAGCCGGCGGAGAGGCAGCCGGCAGAGACCUCUACUGUUGUUUCUGAGGGCUGUUUCUCUUUCUCCAGUUCUGCUAGGCUCAGCACAUUAUGCAGAGCAGCAGAUGGAGAGGAGGAGGGGCAGGGAGGAAGGAGAGAAAGAGGUGGGGAGAGGGAAAGGGAGCCGGGAGAGAGCGAGCAGGUGCACGCGCAUGGAAAGAGACUGCAGGGAGGAGGGGGAGAAGGGAAGCAGCGAGAAGUCACGCAGGGAGGGGAGGGAGAAGAGCAGGGAGAAAUCGCACUGGCGCAGGGAGGAGGAGGAGGAGGAGGAGGAGGAGGAGAAGAGCGAGAGCAGGCGUACGUCGUCUUUGCAUCAUCAGCACUGCUCCUCUCAUCAUCGUCACCGGAAAGCAGCAUCACAGCGUCCGCCUCGCAGCAGCUACGCAGACGUAGACGGAGGAGCAGCAGCAGAGAAAAUGGCAGCUGUUUUCAAAGACAUGGCCUGAGUCUCGGCGUCAGACAGAAGUGGAGGCUGAGAUCCAGCAUUAUGGGGAACCAGGAGGGGAAGCAGAAGAAGGGGAAAGAGGGGGAAGGAUACGGACAGGACGCAGCAGACAAUACCACCGGAGAGCCUCGUCACACUGACGGCACAAACAAAGGAUUUCACCACGGCAAGAAAUCCCACGGAAAACAUGGCAAAGGAGUGGGGGAGGAGAAGAAGAAUAAGAAGGAGUCUAAAUCCUCUGUGUUCUCUAUCAGGAAGAGGAAGAAUCUAAAGGGGAAGGGUUCGACAGGAGGAUCCAGGGAGGAUGUGUUGUCGUCUCAGAAUGAGCUGGACUCCGCUCACUCUGCUCUCACCAAAACACCAGACCUCUCUCUGUCAGCUGACGACCUGGGCCAGUCUGACACCGAGGGAACAACAGAGCCUGGCGACGGGCACGGUGCUAGGAGUCAUGGUUGUAUCACGGGGGAGAGCCGGCAGCCCGCGGUGGAGAGCCGGCAGCCCGCGGUGGAGAGCCGGCAGCCCGCGGUGGAGAGCCGGCAGCCCGCGGUGGAGAGCCGGCAGCCCACGGUGGCGACCACGGACACUGCUCCAGACCAGCAGGAGGAUGUUGAACAGAGAAAGAGGAGCAGCUCUGGUUCAGACGUGGACAUCUAUAGCUUUCACUCAGCUGCGGAACAAGAGGACCUGCUAGCGGACAUCCAGCAGGCUAUUAGACUACAGCAGGGGGUGAUUAUCUCCACCGCUGAGCUGAGUGAAGAGCUGGGUUGGGGAGGAGGGUGGAGGAAACAGAGGUCUGACGAGGUUAUAACUACCCCCAGUCCCACUGAACAAACCCCCCCACCGGAGCCUCUCGCUGCCCCAGAGGCAGCCCCCGUCACUGGCCGGGAGAAUGGCCUGCUUUCUAAACCGUCCCUGUCCCUGGAUGGGCAGGAGGAGGCGGCAGAGGAGGAGGAGAGGGGAGCAACCACUGCUACAGAGGAACUAAACUGGGAGCUGAGAGGGGCUGAAACAGAACCGGCCCUUUGUGCCCCCUCCUAUUUCUCUGGGACAAAGGAGCAGGAGGAGGAGCAGGAGGAGGAGGAGGCAUUGAGCUGCCAGGAGGUGAACGUUAACACUCAGCCCCUCUCUCAGCCCCCCACAGCCCAGACUAACGGCCACGUUACCAAGACAACCAGCGUUACCAGCUUCCCAGACCUCACAGCCUCCUUUGAGAGCGCUGUGGAGUCUCCUCUCAGAGAGGAGAAGGAGGUGUUGGAGGAGGUGGAGGAAGAGGACGAGAAUGACCUGGACCUGCCUCCCAUGUCAGCCGAGAGCCUUAGUCACAGUGACGCGACCACGAGCCACGAGGACAUAGACCUGAGCUCUGACAACGCCUCCGAGGGAGAGGAGAGGGUGGGGGACUGGGUGGGGGCAGGGGUGGGUGCUGCAGUCAGCGUUGAGUCCCUGGAAUGUCUUAGCAGGGGGGAUCUGAGGUGCUCUGAGCCUACCGACGACCCCCUGAUCACCCAGAGGAGGAAGAGCAGCGUGUCCUUCUACCCUUGGCCCUGUCAGGAGAGCCCUAGCCUGGCCACGCGUCUCCUCAAGUCCACCCUGACCUCCACCCUUCCAUCCUACAACCACUCCUCCUCAGGCACCAGCCCCACAGUCAAACCCUACCCUCCCAUUUACCCGUCUUACAUCAAGACCACCACCCGGCAGCUGUCUGGUUCCCCGGGCACCUCACCCUCACAGAGCCCCUUGUUCCGCCGGCGCUGCCACGACCUGGGACACCGCACGGAGAAGUGGAGGGUUAGACGACAGCGCUCCCACAGCAUCGCCGGUCCCCUCAGCUGGUCCGCGGACUGGACCGAGGAGCUGGAGAGGGAGCGCCCCACCAAGGCAGGAUCAGCGGAUUAUCUGCAGGGGUACGGAGGGUCGGAGGACAGGCUGAGGGGGGGCAGUCAGCCCCUGUGUGCCACACGGAGAUCCUCAACCGGACAGGUGUCUACCUGCAGCUUCCAUGACAUCUUCACCGGUCGUACCCUCCUAGAGAAGUUGUUCCUACAGCAGGAAGAUGCCCAGCCAGAGGAAGCUGAGAAGCUGUGCUCUAGGAUUCUGGCCAUGGGGCUGUUACUACCCUUCACUGACUGCUUCAAAGAGACAAUAGGAGGGUCCAACCCACAACUCGCUGCGCCAUGCAAGUUCCACCAAGACCAGCUGUACACGUGGGCAGCGGUCAGCCAGCCCCCCCACUCCAUGGAACACUUUGAGGGCCGGGCCCCCCUCCCUGGGCACCUGAAGACCCUGUGGCCCCCACCCAGACCUGUGGGAGACGAUAGACCAGGACUUGUGUACACCGAGGAGGAGGGCGAUGAAGAACACCAGGCAGCCAUCUUGGGGCUGAAGAGACACCAGAGAGAAGAAGUCAGCCAACUUCAGGAGGAGUCGGUGCUGAAAUCAGUGAAGCUGAAAGAGGAGCACGUCAACGUGAUCCAGCAGUUAGAACAAACCAUUGAGGACCUGCGGACUAAGAUAGCUGAGCUGGAGGAACAGUACCCCCUGCUGGACAGAGAUAAUAUUAGCAUUAAUGAGCCGGAGACUGGUGUGGAGGGGAGUCUGUACCGGGAGGUCUGUCAUGUAGACCUACAGACUGAGGAGAGGAUGGUGAAGGAGGUCUGUCAUGUAGACCUGCAGACUGAGGAGAGGAUGGUGAAGGAGGUCUGUCAUGUCGACCUACAGACUGAGGAGAGGAUGGUGAAGGAGGUCUGUCAUGUCGACCUACAGACUGAGGAGAGGAUGGUGAAGGAGGUCUGUCAUGUCGACCAACAGACUGACUGUCUCCUGAGUUGUCUGCAGGCCAAGUCUGUCCAGACGUCGCCUAUGGAGGAAAGCUUUAAGUUUAAUGUGCCUUUACCGGACCAGAUGCCACCCUUGUUUGUGAACGAGGAUGGAGGAGAGUCCUCUUCGUCUUCCUCCUGUCCCCUUAAUCUCCCCCCAGAACUGGCCUUGUCCCUACCCAUACCCUUCUCCCCCAAGGCCGCACCAGCAUUUGUCUGUACGUGCCAACAGCAGCAACAGAGUGGCAUUAAACCCCCCCCUCCACCUCCUUUACCUGGCCACUCCAUGGCUCCUCCUCCACCACCACCUCUACCAGGGGGUGCAAUGCCCCCACCACCACCUCCACCUCCUCUACCAGGGGGUGCAAUGCCCCCACCACCACCUCCACCUCCUCUACCAGGGGGUGCAAUGCCCCUACCUCCUCCUCCACCUCCUCUACCAGGGGGUGCAAUGCCCCCACCACCUCCUCCACCUCUACCAGGGGGUGCAAUGCCCCCACCACCACCACCUCUCCCUGGCAUGGGGAUGGCACCUCCCCCACCCCCUCCACCAUUACCUGGGAUGGGUGGACCUCCUCCUCCUCCGCCGCCUCCUCCUGGCUGUGGCCCUCCUCCACCAUGUUCCCUGGGCUCCCUGGUCCCUCCGUUGCCCAUGGGACUGUAUGCUCUAAGCAUGGCCCAGGAGAAACCUCCCCGGAAAGGAGUGGUGGAGCCUCCCAGACCCAUGAAACCUCUCUACUGGACCAGGAUACAGCUGAACUCGGCUCAACACAAAAGAGAGGUGAGCACGUCGCUGGUCUGGGACAAGAUCCUGGAGCCUGAUGUGAACUUUGAGGAGUUCGUAGAGCUGUUCUCCAAGACUGCUGUGAAGGAGAAGAAGAAACCCCUGUCAGAUACCAUCACCAAGUCUAAAGCCAAACAGGUGGUCAAAUUGCUGAACAACAAGCGUUCUCAGGCGGUGGGGAUUCUGAUGUCCAGUCUGCAUCUGGACAUGAAGGACAUCCAGCAUGCCAUCCUGAACCUGGACAAUACUGUGGUGGACCUGGAGACUCUACAAGCCCUCUAUGAAAACAGAGCACAACAGGAUGAGAUGGAGAAGAUCGAUAAGCACAUCAAGUCAUCGAAAGACAAGGACAACGUCAAACCUCUGGACAAACCUGAACAGUUCCUGUUCCAGUUACAUCAGAUCCCCAACUUCUCAGGCCGGGUGUUCUGUAUCCUGUUUCAGUCCACCUUCUCUGAAUGGAUCUCCUCUAUCCUCCGCAAACUGGACAUCCUGCAGAGAGUGUGUACGACCUUGCAGAGUGGCCAGUGUGUGAUGCAGGUGCUGGGUCUGGUCCUGGCCUUUGGUAACUUCAUGAAUGGUGGCAACCGAACCAGAGGACAGGCUGACGGCUUUAACCUGGAUAUCCUGCCCAAGCUGAAGGAUGUGAAGAGCAGCGAUAACACCCGGAGUCUGUUGUCCUACAUGGUGUCUUACUAUCUGAGACACUUUGACGAGGACGCCGGCAGGGAGACGUGUCUCUACCCUCUCCCUGAGCCCCAGGACCUGUUCCAGGCUUCACAGAUGAAGUUUGAGGACUUUCAGAAGGACCUGACCAAACUAAAGAAGGACCUCCGAGCGUGCAACACAGAGGUGGAGAAGGUGUGUAAAGUGUCGUCUGAAGUUCACCUACAGCCCUUCAAAGACAAGAUGGAGGAAUUCCUCAGCCAAGCUAAAUCUGACCUGGAGGUCCAGGAGACGCAGCUCAGGGACACUCACAAGUUAUUCUUGGAGAUAACCGUGUUCUACCAGGUGAAGGCGAAGAUGGGGGAGAAGGAGGUUUCCCCCAACACCUUCUUCUCCGUGUGGCACGACUUCUCCUCCGACUUUAAAGACCUGUGGAAGAAGGAGAACAAGAUGAUCCUACAGGAAAGACUGAAGAAGGCAGAGGAGUGCUUCAGACAAGCCAAGGAGAAGGCGACCUACAGUGUCAAACCCAAGCAUGCCUCGGGAAUCAAAGCCAAGCUGGGCAUGAAGAUUUAAGAUUGGUGGUCGUCUAUUUUACUGUGGAGCGAGAGAGACGAGGAACAACCGAGUUGGACUGCAUGUACUACUACCGAUGAAUCACUUAGGCUUUAGAACGAGAACCAAAUGACACACUAUUCCCUAUGUAGGGCACUACUUUAGACCAGGGUCCAUAGGUCCCAUAGGGCUCUAGUCUAAAGUAGUGCACUACAUAAGGGAAUAGGGUGCCAUGUGGGACAUAAGAUACUACUUUUAUUUUUGACUCCAAGCAGCUGUCAGUCUGUCCGUCUCCCGUCCUCCCGCCUGCUCUAUGGGACCCGGCUCUGCAGGAUUCUGUUAUUAGCUCGUCAGACACACACACAUCAACAUCCAAUCAGAAAGAAGAGGGAAACACCAUGGGGUCAGCGGAUGUCAUUAUACCAGAACUAUAUUUAUAGGAUGUCUUCCACAGGGACAUACUAAAGGAUACCUACUGUAGAGAUACCUGGGUCCAUCUUCUCCACAGUCCUACCCCCUACUGUAGAGAUACCUGGAGCCAUCUUCUCCACAGUCCUACCCCCUACUGUAGAGAUACCUGGAGCCACCUUCUCCACAGUCCUACCCCCUACUGUAGAGAUACCUGGGUCCAUCUUCUCCACAGUCCUACCCCCUACUGUAGAGGUACCUGGGUCCAUCUUCUCCACAGUCCUACCCCCUACUGUAGAGGUACCUGGGUCCAUCUUCUCCACAGUCCUACCCCCUACUGUAGAGGUACCUGGGUCCAUCUUCUCCACAGUCCUACCCCCUACUGUACAGAUACCUGGGUCCAUCUUCUCCACAGUCCUACCCCCUACUGUAGAGGUACCUGGAGCCACCUUCUCCACAGUCCUACCCCCUACUGUAGAGGUACCUGGGUCCAUCUUCUCCACAGUCCUACCCCCUACUGUAGAGAUACCUGGAGCCAUCUUCUCCACAGUCCUACCCCCUACUGUUGAGGUACCUGGGUCCAUCUUCUCCACAGUCCUACCCCCUACUGUAGAGAUACCUGGGUCCAUCUUCUCCACAGUCCUACCCCCUACUGUAGAGAUACCUGGAGCCACCUUCUCCACAGUCCUACCCCCUACUGUAGAGGUACCUGGAGCCAUCGUCUCCACAGUCCUACCCCCUACUGUAGAGGUACCUGGGUCCAUCUUCUCCACAGUCCUACCCCCUACUGUAGAGGUACCUGGGUCCAUCUUCUCCACAGUCCUACCCCCUACUGUAGAGAUACCUGGAGCCAUCGUCUCCACAGUCCUACCCCCUACAGUACAGUACUGACCUGAAAUGCCAAACAUGUUGCCUAUUCAAGCUUUACUGUGUACCCAUGACGAGAUGUGUGUUUUCCAAAGCAAUAUAAAUGUGUACUAGGCUGAAACAGUGAUUGUAUAUUAAAACACAACCUCAUUGGACUGUGAGAGAGAGAGGAGACGUGUGAAGAGGAACACAGCAGAAGGAAAACGAACACAGCCGUUGUCCAGGAGUCAUCCCAAAUGGCACCCUAUUCCCUAUAUAGUGCACUACUGUUGAUCAGGGCCCAUGCACCCUAAUCCCUAUAUAGUACACUACUGUUGAACAGGGCCCAUGCGCCCUAUUCCCUAUAUAGUACACUACUGUUGAACAGGGCCCAUGCACCCUAUUCCCUAUAAAGUACACUACUGUUGAACAGGGCCCAUGCACCCUAUUCCCUAUAUAGUACACUACUGUUGAACAGGGCCCAUGCACCCUAUUCCCUAUAUAGUACACUACUGUUGAACAGGGCCCAUGCACCCUAUUCCCUAUAUAGUACACUACUGUUGAACAGGGCCCAUGCACCCUAUUCCCUAUAUAGUACACUACUGUUGAACAGGGCCCAUGCACCCUAUUCCCUACAUAGUACACUACUGUUGAACAGGGCCCAUGCACCCUAUUCCCUAUUUAGUACCUUACUUUGGAUUAGGGCCCAUAGUAGUGGUCUAUAUAGGGAGCCGUUUGACAUACAGCCACGAUGUCCAACGUUGAGCUCAACUUAGAUUGUGUCCGGCAGAGAAGAGCUCUCUGUCUCCUUCCUGACCAGUAGAGAGGUUCACCCUCAUCUGAUCCCUGUUCACUCGGUCUAGAAGACCAGCUGUAGAAUAGACUUCUGGCAUGUUUUACUCACUUCACAAAAAACACAUCACUUCAAAGACAUAUUUUCUACUCUUAUCGAGGAGAAAAUAAAAGACAAUUCUGGUGUAAAACCUGUAAAUGUAUAACUUAUUCCCUUUUCACUUAUCUGAAGUGAUGCCGUGUGUGUUCGGUAAGAAGACUAUUCUAAUGUGAGGACAGAGAGGGUUAUGGGAAAUGUAGUGUGUUGGUUUGAUAAAGAUUUAAUGUAAAGACAGUGAACAGUCCUAAAGGAAUGUUCAUUUACAUUGAAAAAGUGCAUUCAAAUAAUUGACUCGAUUACUAAAAAAUAAUAUAUUUAAAAUGCUUUUAUCAGUGUAAAGUAGUAUUGUAUUCUUUAUGUAACAUAUUUUUGUAAAGAUUUUAUUUUCUGUCCCCCAGCAUGUUAAAUCAUCAUCCUGGAGUUGCUGGAUAAGGUUUAUUAUUGUAAAAUGUUGUUAGUAUCUCACUGGAUCUCUGCUUGUUUCUGGGAGCAGCAAUGUCAUUUAUCUACAAUAAAAAUGAAUAAAUUCAG
Molecule: messenger RNA, 8925 nt
Organism: Salvelinus fontinalis (brook trout)
Lineage: Eukaryota; Metazoa; Chordata; Actinopteri; Salmoniformes; Salmonidae
Product: formin-2-like
Exons: 20
Coding region: 75-6269 (2064 amino acids)
Biological process (GO): intracellular transport; actin nucleation
Cellular component (GO): nucleus; cytoplasm; endoplasmic reticulum membrane
Molecular function (GO): microtubule binding
Source: RefSeq, a predicted model, not a curated record